Molecule: messenger RNA, 1818 nt
Organism: Gossypium raimondii (Peruvian cotton)
Lineage: Eukaryota; Viridiplantae; Streptophyta; Magnoliopsida; Malvales; Malvaceae
Exons: 2
Coding region: 217-1560 (447 amino acids)
Source: RefSeq, a predicted model, not a curated record
AAGUCACAGCUAGAACCUGCAUUCUGUCAAAGAGAUGGAGAGACAUAUGGACUUCUUUUUCAAGUUUAGUCUUCGAUCAACGGAAAAUCAUUGGACAGCUGAGUGGUUUAAAAACAUCUUCUGAAGGACAAACUCGGAAAAUCUGAACUUACUACUCAUGUUGACCAGUGGAUUGAUCUGGCAAUAAGAAACAAUAUCAAAGAGUUAGAUCUCGCUAUGCCAUUGGAUUUGCGUAAAGGCUACAGUUUACCUCAAUGUGUCUUUGCUGCCAGAACGAUAACUGCAUUAAGGGUUAAUGGGUGUAAGUUGGGACCUUGUAAUGAUCUAAAUCUUUCUAAUCUGCAAAAACUGUGUCUUGGAAAGCUCCGUGUCAAUGAGCAGAUGAUUGAGAAUCUGAUCCGCGCCUGCCCUCUGCUUGAGGAUUUCAGACUAAUCUAUGCUACUGGGUUAAAAGUUUUUAAGGUUUCAAAUCUUCCUAAACUUAAAAGGAGUGAUUUGCACACUUGCUCUGAGCUGAAAGAAGUUAACCUUCAAGCACCAAAUCUUGAAACAUUUUGGUAUGUUGUGGUGAAAUAUAGGUCCUACAAAAUUGACCUAUCCACAUGCAACGCCCUUAAGAGUUUGACAUUGGAAGAUGCAACACUGAAGGAUGAAUCUUUUCAAAAUCAUCUAUCUUGUUUCCCUGCCCUUGAGAAGUUGGUCUUAAGCAAGUGUAAUUUCUUGAAAAAUAUUACAAUAUCGAGCUACAAGCUUAAAACACUUAUCUUGAGAGAAUGCAAGCAACUAGAAGAGGCUGAUAUUAUUAGCCCAAACCUUCGUUCAUUCGAAUACAAAGGUGAGAAGAUGCCUUUUAUUUCCUUGAAUCCUUCGAGUUUAAAAGAAGCCAAGCUUUAUUUUAAACCAUCAGGACAAGGUGAACCUCGAUUAAGCAACGAAGAUAACCACACCCCUUGGUUUGCUAGAUUGCAAGGAUUUCUUGAUAUGUUUGAUUACAGUAGAGGUUUGAAAUUGGUGGUCCGCUCUGAUAAGGUAUCUUCCUUUUUCGAUUUUACUUUUUAUAUUGUUUUGUUAUUAUUCACAUUUAACACCCUCACAAAUUUCUGCUAUUUUGCUUGUCAUCCUUAUAUCAAGAAUAUCGUCAUUUAUGAAAGGCCAAAGGGAAUUUUUCUUCCGCAAGUCUACGAUCUCAAACUUGAUGUGGUGAAAUCAUCAGUAAAUCUUGAGGAUCUUUUAGAUUAUAUUUUACGAACAUGGCGUCCAUUGACACUAUCAUCAUUGUCAACUUCCAGAAGCAGGCUCCCCAAGCUAGUGUGUAAGAAACUAAUAACAAGAGAGAAGGAUCCCAGCUGCUGCACAUACAAUGCUUCCGGUAACAAAUGCUGGCGGCACUUACUAGAUAACGUUGAAACUGAGAACCUUGUCAAUGGCAAAAGUAAAUCUGAAUGGAUUGCUUGGCUGAGGUCAUCUAAAUCCAAGUUCAAAAUUAAUUGUUUUAGAUUAAGUUGGAAGCACAGCAAGCAUGUUAGUCAAGGCCUCAAGGGUAGACUAAUGUUUGAUUGAAUAUGAUAGGACUAGAAUAUGGAUUUUAGUUUAUAACUUCUACAUAGGUGUAGAUGCAGUUCUUAGUUGUUCUCAAACAUGUUACCUUUUUUUUUUUAAUCAUUGGGUCUUUAAUAUUUUUGUUAAAAUAAAGUCCAAUAAUCUCAUAGGAAAUUUAGUGAGACGAUUGUUAUCAUUUUGACUUUAUUUUAUUGCACUCACAAUUUGUUUAAUACCGCUUAUUUACCGCUGAAUAAACAGACUUGAGCGAUUCUUGGA